UUGGUAUUGUCUGUAACGGAUAAGUACAUAAGGCUUCAAAGGGAUUUUGUUAUUACCGUGGUGCUACAUUAAGUAAUGUUGGUAUUAGCUAUUGUGUAAAGUUUGUAGUAGUGAGUAAAAUUGAUUCCUGUAAAAAUGAACGAUUGUUUGAUUUCAUACAAUUCUUCUGGUGGUGUUCAGUUUAUUAUUUUUGCUAAUAACGGUCACUAUUUAGAAAUUAAGGCUUUGCAUGUCCUUUGUUUUGGGACAGAAUUCGUGAAUUGCUGUUAACAGGACUGGUUUUGACUGCGUGUUGUUUUAAUGGCUAGUAAAGAAGCCUGUAACAAAAAUAUAAAGCCUGAAAUUGACGUAGAUAUGCGUCAGAAACAUUCAAAGAGAAAACAGAAAAAUUUUAGGAAAAAGAAAAGGGACUGUAAUGCUUGGCAUAUUUCACACGCGGUUCCUCAGCCUUUUGGCGAUUCCUCACAGUGUAACUGGUUUUGGGAGAACUACUAUAAUGCUAUAGAAUGGCAAGAACGCCAUCAGGUUGCAUAUUGGAAAUCCCGGUCAAUUGCACUUGAAUACGAAAAUACUUUAUUACACCAGUAUGUACAAAGCCUGAUAUGUAAUGGUGGAAAUCCAGUGUGUCAUACGAUACAUAAACGUGUUCCAAAAGUUUCUAAAAUCUGUAGUAUUCCUUCUCCAGAGGAACAGAUAUGGAACACAAAAGAACAGCAGCAGGGAAAACCCAGUAAUAGUGCAGAACAGUGUAAAGGCGACAGUUCAAAUCAAGACGAGUUUGAAUUUCAAAUAACAGAAGAGAUGAUGGACUUCUUUGAGCAAAGCAUUCGACAUAAAAUGGAACUCAUAUAACAUCCCACACAACUGCAAGGCUAAUGGGGACUGCGAGGUGGGAUUAUGAUGGAUCAUUAUGAUAAAUGCCACAGACCAAGACCACCACCAUCAUUGUGUUCUAACAUCUGUGGCUUCAGAGGAAAGCAACGUGAAACAGAAAGGAAGAUUGCUGAGAAAGAGAAAGGUUUUGAUCAUGCAGCCAUGCCUCCGCGAAAACAAGUCGGUCUUCAGAGAACUCGGGAAAUGAAACUGAUGUACGGUGAAGCUGCACCAAUGAUUUUAGGAAUGGAAACUGCCAUGCAACUUGGUUUUGACAGAAAUUGUGAUUUGAGACAGCCAAAACUUUGGCCAAACAUCCCUCUGAAAUUGUGAUAACAUUUUUUGACUUUAUUGGCAUGAAGUAAGAAGGUCGUGGAAUUUUUGUGUGGAUCGGUGUUGUUUGAAACUGCCCGUCCCUUUUUAUUAUACAAAUAAAAGCAUUUAUUGUAUUAAUUUCUGUUUCAGUCCAUUCUGUAUAAACAGUAAAGUGUGAUGGAUUUUGGCAUGUGGGAUAGCUAUACAGAGCCAUCUUAGAUGACUGAAUCCAUUGCAUAAAAUUAUAUUAAGUAUGUAGAAAUGUUCUUUUCAAAUGUCUUGUAAAUUCUGUCUUAAAAUAUGUUGAGUUGGCCAUGUUGAAAACAUAAUGUGUAAUGAAUAUUUCUGUCUUCUGGGUUGUUGCGCUGUGUAGUCUGGUCGAUGCUAACCAACGAAUUCAUCGCCCUGAUGAUGGAGGCAGGAGACAGGAAACAGGAGUGUUAAUCACUCGGUCGCAACGUUCGGUUGAUCUGACAUGUACAAGUACAAGUAGUUAAAUAUCUACCAAUGAUUCGUAGUGACUAAGCAUGCUUUAAAAUUACACACAAGACAUAAAAACUUCAAUAAUAUUAAUUAAUUCAGACACAAUAUCAUAAACUCUGACUGUAUUUCUAAAAGUGUUAACACGCGAAUUCAACUGGAUCUAGAUAAGGUCAAUUUUCUCAAAUCCAGCUGCAGUUACGGCAGG
Zootermopsis nevadensis is the source of this 1876-nucleotide messenger RNA. NCBI's taxonomy places the organism in Eukaryota, Metazoa, Arthropoda, Insecta, Blattodea, Termopsidae. The record is from RefSeq and is a predicted model, not a curated record.